This is a messenger RNA of Cordyceps fumosorosea ARSEF 2679, 2775 nucleotides long. RefSeq names its product Sir2 family protein. The coding region runs from base 1 to 2775 and encodes 924 amino acids. The record is from RefSeq and is a predicted model, not a curated record. Lineage: Eukaryota; Fungi; Ascomycota; Sordariomycetes; Hypocreales; Cordycipitaceae. The transcript has 2 exons. Gene Ontology annotation, molecular function: NAD+ binding.
AUGCCGACCGUACAUGUCGAGCCCAGCUCCGGGGAGCAUCUGCAGGACAUUGCCGAUUCGCUGCUCAAGGCGCGCAAGAUUGUCGUUGUGACCGGUGCGGGCAUCAGUACCAACUCUGGCAUUCCGGAUUUUCGAUCCGAAAAUGGCCUCUACUCGCUGAUACAAGCACAAUUCGACGCGGCCGCCAAGCAGGUGGCGCAGAAAAUCGACACGGAGGCGACACGAGACGGUGCAAAGGAGGAUCUUGAAGACCGUGACCGCCCGGCGAAGCGGCGCAGAGCGUCUGAUGCCGGCUCGCCGAAGAGGGAAGAGAAGGAAGAGGAAGGAAUCGACAAAACGGACACAUUACAUGAGCAAAAGCGACAAGAACAGCUUGCUGCCGGCUCGACAAAUGAACCAGAAAGUCCAUCAUUGCCAGAGGCAAAGACUUCAAUGGCUGCACCCUACUCUACCCCGCGUUCGGCGCGCCAUCCGCUCUCCCUUGCUCUUGGCCAGCUUCCGACCUCACCGCUAUCCUCACCACCGCCUGACGAGCAGAUAGUGCCACCAUCUGCUUUUCGCUUCGCAGGCCAUCUCUCGAGACUCGACGUUCCUCACAGCUCCUCGCCGCUCUCCUCCCCUCCAACCGUCCUGUUCGACCCUUUUGAAUCUAGCUCUGCGUCAGACACAGACUGCAAUGAACCCAGCAACACGAGCGACUCUGAGUCAGAAGACCGCUCUGCAGCGCGGAAGUUGUUUGCAUCCUCGCAAGGCUCAAGCUCUGGCCGCAGCACGCUGCCUAAUAUGAAGGGUAGAGACCUGUUUGACGUAUCGGUUUGGGCUGACCCCGUCCGCACUCAAGUCUUUUACACGUUUGCCACGUCUCUGCGGCAGAAGAUCAAGGACGCGGAGCCGACGGGCUCACACCGGUUCAUCAGUCACCUCAGGAAUCGUGGCAAGCUGGUGCGCUGUUAUACACAGAACAUUGAUCAAAUUGAAGAAAAGGUUGGCCUGUCGACAUCACUGAUUGCUGGCCCUGGGAGCCGUGGUAGAUUUUCGCGUCGAUCUACGGCCAACAAGGACCAGCUGGCCAAGAUGGUGGAUGAAGCAUCGAGCACAGAGCUUCCUAGCAGCCAAAAUUCUUCAUCCGAAACCUCUACACCGGAGUCAGUCACGCCGCAAGCAUCGCAGGCCUCAGUAUUAGAUGCCCCGCCAUCAUCACAACCAGAUGCCGAAGCAUCGUUCAACGUUGCUAAGACAGACACGCCGCCUGCAACCCUGAAAAAGGAGCCAUCCCAGUCUGGUGUCGAGUGUGUCUUCCUACAUGGGUCUCUGGAAUUGCUACGCUGCUUUCUAUGCGGUCAGGCUUGCUCGUGGGACGAUGAGGACCGCGAGACAGCAACUUUGACAGGGCAACAGCCUGAGUGCCCGAGAUGCGCUGGAGCGGCCGCGGAGCGCGAGGAGAAGGGCAAAAGAGCCCUCGGCGUGGGAAAGCUGCGCCCAGAUAUCGUUCUGUAUGGAGAGGAACAUCCGAAUGCCCACCUAAUCAGCCCCAUCAUCACACAUGACUUGGCUCUCUAUCCAGAUAUGCUUCUUAUCCUUGGCACAAGCUUACGAGUUCACGGGCUUAAGGUCAUGGUUAGAGAAUUUGCCAAGACAGUUCACAGCAAAGGCGGCAAAGUUGUCUUUGUCAACUUUACCAAACCAUCAGAGAGCUCGUGGGGGGAUGUUAUCGAUUUUUGGAUACAGUGGGAUUGCGAUGCUUGGGUCAACGACCUGCAGGCUCGCGUCCCGAAACUCUGGCGUGACCCCUCACCGAAGAAGCCGCGCCCACCAGCUGCGAAUCCAGUGGCUAUGCGCGAUUCCAAAGUCACUGGGGCUUACUGCACUCUGAAAAUUCUUAAAGAAUUGCGAAGGAUCACCGGAAAAGAAACGCCGGAAAAGGCCCUUCGCCGAGCAACCAUCACCGCUGACUCAGCCCCAUCCUUCGCCAUUCCUCCCGAGGCGGAGAUGCCAUCAAUCCCGGCCCCGAAGCUGUCUCGACCGAGAGCAAAAGGUCCACGUAAAUCCGCCCCCGGCGCCCUCGAAAAGGCCAAGAAUCAGUCCUCCACGCUGAAUCCUAAUCAUGGUCGCAGUCGUAAGAGUGAUGCGGCUGAGAUGGCCAUGCAAGAGGGGCCACUGAAUCCCAUGGCACAACAAGAACAGCAGCAGCAGCAGCAACCCCCGCAAAGCCCGGUGUUGAGCGACCCUACCAACGAAAGCUCUAUACUCAAUUCUGUCAAGUCGAACCCUAGAGUUCGCAAGCGCAAGAUGAUCGACGGCGAAGAAGUUGUGCUGCCCACACGCCGUGGCACACGACAGAGCAAAAUUGAUCCAGGCGUGACGUUGCCACCACUGAGACCUGGUCCUGAAUCUCACCCAUUCGGCAAGCCGCUGCCUAUGGAGCCUAGAAGUCCACCAACUGGGCCGCUUACUUCCCUAUCACCGAAUCUUCGCUGGUUCAGUUCAUCGCAUCGCCCAAACCCGUUUUACAUUGAUGACCCUCUGGUUGGAUUGCUAGAGCAACCGUCUCUGGUAGCGCCCGAAACAACACGAGAGCCGCAUUACUUGGUGCUAUCGCAGCAGCGAAGCAAGCGAACCACGAAAGCCACACAACCCGAAGCCGAUGCGGCAGUGGCCCUCGCUGAUCUGGGGACUAGCCCACUGCUACGGAAAGCUGCAGCCUCCCAGAUCGGCACCAGAGGGCUAGAGGACCAGUUGCAGCACUGGGGCGCCCGUUGGAACUGCAACAGAUAA